AUGGCAGAAUAUGCCAACAGUGCAGGUGUCCCCUCCUUGAAUGCAGCACUAAUGCAUACAUUACAGCGACAUAGAGAUAUACUGCAGGACUAUACACAUGAAUUCCAUAAAACCAAAGCAAAUUUUAUGGCAAUACGGGAAAGGGAGAAUCUUAUGGGAUCAGUGCGAAAAGAUAUUGAGUCAUAUAAAAGUGGAUCUGGAGUGAAUAACAGGACAACUGAACUAUUUUUGAAAGAACAUGACCACCUUCGAAACUCAGAUCGCCUGAUAGAAGAAACAAUAAGCAUUGCUAUGGCAACAAAAGAAAAUAUGACUUCACAGAGAGGAAUGCUAAAGUCAAUUCACAGCAAAAUGAACACUUUGGCCAAUCGUUUUCCUGCUGUGAACAGCCUAAUCCAGAGGAUCAACCUCAGGAAGAGGCGAGACUCACUCAUCCUGGGCGGGGUCAUCGGGAUCUGCACUAUCCUGUUGCUGUUGUACGCUUUCCACUGAUGGCGCACCUCAGGGACUCGGCAUCCACCACCUUCAAGCCCUGAUCUGGAAUAAGGAAAGUAGGAAGGAGAAGUCGGUUGUCCAUCCCAAUCCUGAGCCUGACCAGCCAGAUGAAUUGGAAAUUUAGAGCAGUGGGCUCUGACAUUGGCAGGUUGAGCCGAAGCCAUGGUCUUUCUGCUGUAAUUUAAAAAGCAACACAGCAACAAAGGUGUUCAGUUGCUUUUGUCUCCCUGGAAGCCAGGUAAACCAAUCAAAAGCAGAGUACCUGUGCUGGACUCCUCAUGAAACCAGGUUCUGCCACAUCCAAAGACUGCUUUCCUGUCAGCCACCAGAUUGGGUUGUGAAUAAAAAUAAUUCUUAUCCUUUUAUUUAACACUCGUGAUGAGAAAUCACAAGUCCUUUCAUGAUGAUCUGUGCUGUAGAUUUCUACUCUUGUCCCAACUCUCUUGGGAGUGAAGAAAAAUUUUUCACUGAUCCUUUGAGAUACUAACAGGCCAAUUUCAUCAUGUUUGAGGUGGUCUGAACUGGAGAACACUGUGCAAAACAGGGGGUCUCUUUUUUUUUUUUUUUUAAAGAAAUUGUAUGUACAAUGGGGUUGACUAUUGCUAGAAAAGUGUCAAAAGUGACUGGUCCUUUUUUCAAGAAGCCAGUCAUUAUGUUGAUUUUUUUGUUGUUGUUGUUUAAUUUCGUCCAUUGGAUUAAAUUUGCUACUAUAAGAUAAUGAAAUUUUAGUUCCUUUAUGGCAAAAGAAACUAAUAGCCAUUGUCUGUCAAUGCCCCUAACUUUUCCUCCUCAGGCCAGGAUUAACCCCGGAAACUGAGGGGAGGGGAUGGCAUGAUUUUCAGUGAGAGCUGUUCAACAAGCCACAUGUGAAAAGACUUUAAGGGGUUGCUCUCCAGAAAAUUCCAUUUUAUUAAGUGCUCUGAAACUUAGGAGCAAGUUUUAGAACUUUUGCCUUAUGUUCCAGGAAUUCUGUAUUUUCUGUAAAAGUCUAUUCAUUCCAGAUUGGUUAAGCUUUUCCAGACCUCCAGACAACCGUUUCACUGUUGAAGGUCUUUUGGCCAAUUCUGUGUCUCUAUACCAGGACAGUGACAGAACUGUCAACUACCCAACCAAAAUUUGUUUCAAGUUUAACAAUUUCUUGAAAAUUUAUGAAAAGUUUAUGAAAGUUGAUUAAUUGCUUAUGGAACUACCAGAUAUUUUAAAGAUUUCCAAACAUCUUGCUUCUCACCAAGAGAAAAGGCUGCUUUCCCCCGCUGGAUUGAACUGUGGUGGUUCCAGGAGAAUAAAAGGGUAUUAGCAUGUGGUUCUUCAAUGCGUCUUGGUGUGGAGAACGUGCUGUUCAGGCAGACUUGAUUCUGCCUUAUGGGGAGACUAACACCUGGUCUGGGACAGAGACUGAGAGGUUUGUCAUCCUGGGUAUAAAAGGCAUUCGAUAUAUUUUUCUUAAUUAUGAGGUUUAUUUUUCUAAAUAUGGGUUGAUUAUCAGUUUGUU
Jaculus jaculus (lesser Egyptian jerboa) is the source of this 1987-nucleotide messenger RNA. Its product is annotated as Golgi SNAP receptor complex member 1-like. The transcript has a single exon. Gene Ontology annotation, molecular function: SNAP receptor activity. Lineage: Eukaryota; Metazoa; Chordata; Mammalia; Rodentia; Dipodidae. Bases 1 to 492 code for a protein of 163 amino acids. Gene Ontology annotation, cellular component: Golgi medial cisterna; SNARE complex; Golgi apparatus. The record is from RefSeq and is a predicted model, not a curated record. Gene Ontology annotation, biological process: endoplasmic reticulum to Golgi vesicle-mediated transport; vesicle fusion.